Actinia tenebrosa (Australian red waratah sea anemone) is the source of this 949-nucleotide messenger RNA. Its product is annotated as INO80 complex subunit C. Lineage: Eukaryota; Metazoa; Cnidaria; Anthozoa; Actiniaria; Actiniidae. Gene Ontology annotation, biological process: chromatin remodeling. Gene Ontology annotation, cellular component: Ino80 complex. The record is from RefSeq and is a predicted model, not a curated record.
CAUGUGUUGGGUUGGCUGUGGUUAAGUUGAAAGAAAAUUCAAGAUGGCAUCUGGACGAAGUAGAAAGGCGAGCAAGCGUUCUGCGAGUCCUUCUGGGUCUUCGCCUUUCGCAAGUAAAAAGAAAAGACCUCUCACUCCUUUGAUUGCCGAUGAAGUUGAUUCGCCUUCGAGUAUCGAGAGUCCUGCUUCUUUUACUACGAAUAACAGUGAAUAUACAAUGGCAAAUAAUACRACAGUCGUCUUUAAAGAUGCAAAUUUCGAGACCCUAGAACAGGUAUACGAUAUUGCAGUGCAAGAGAGUUCUCAACAAUACGCAAUCUACCAUCAGACAUCGUUACAGGUUACUUAGCUUUAAGAAAAGCAGCUCCAUUAUGACCUUAGAUCUCUAGAUACCUUAGGGAGCAUUUAUUUUAUAUAAGGAGGUGGUAGCAAUAGUGCAAGCACCUCUUACCUCUGGGGUMUCCUGGACUCCCCAUCACAUGUGAGUAGUGUUUGUUAGAUCUUUCCCUUGAUUCAACUGUUUUUCUCUGGGUUYGCACCCCUCCACAAAACCUUACAUGGUAAAUUCCAGUUCAAUCUGAAAAUUUGAAGGUUUUGAAGGUUUGAUGAAUAUCGAGCAAGAGAAAUCAAUUGCAGGGAUUUUCCAUCACUUUUUCWCACAGCCAAAAAUGGAGGGUCAAAAAGAUUUUUCAUUUCAUUCAAAUUUKUUUUACCAAAGAAGACCCAAAGAACAAUAUUUGGGGUCACAAAUUUAUUUAUUCCUUUAUAGAGGUGGAUGGUAGUUGAUUUUUGUAUGUCUAUUGAUUGUCCAUAUAGAUUACUUUGACCCUCCCCUCCCCCUGGAAAAAUAUACUCUGCAUUAACUGCUGUACUAACAAACAGCAUGUAUAAAACUAGCAUKAACUGUGUUGGUACAAAAAUAAUGUAUAAAUUAAAGAAAUAUAUUGUA